GCCCUUUCAUUUUUAAAUUCUAACCUUUUUUUAAUACAAAUGCUUCGCUCAAAAAACCUCAGGCGGAUACUGGAGCAGGCCCUGACCAAGGACAUCUGCGUGUGCGCUGUGUUCAAUGAGGACGGCGUCGUGCUCGCCCAUGCCUCGGCCGAACGGGACUUUAGCAUCAGCAGCCUGCGCACCAGCAGCAUCCGCACCACAGCCUCGUACCUGGCAGGGGCAUCGCAGUCCGAUGUCUUGUCUAUGUCAAAGCCCGCCAGCCCGAGCGGCUCCAUCACGUCGUCGCUCAACGACGAUCUGGUGGACAGCUCGCCACGGCUCAGCGCGCGCGAGCAGCUCGACGACGACCUGGCCAUUGCUGCCAGCUUGUGGCAGGGGUACGAGAACAUGGCCAGCCUGAUCGAGAGCAAGGCUGAGAUGGACGAGGAGGACGACGAAGUGGCAGCGGCGGCAGCAAGCACCAACGAGCUGGCCAUGAUUCUGGUUGAAUGCGAGUUUGGCCGCGUGGCCGUGACGCGGCUAGGUGCACUGCGGCUGUUUUUGCUGAGCAAGACCACGGCGCCGCUGGGUCUGCUAAAGGCCACAUCCGAUAACCUGACAAAGUACCUGGCUGGAGCGCUGCAAUGCCCGCCAAAUCAAAUAAACUGAUUUUUUC
Molecule: messenger RNA, 655 nt
Organism: Linderina pennispora
Lineage: Eukaryota; Fungi; Kickxellomycota; Kickxellomycetes; Kickxellales; Kickxellaceae
Exons: 2
Coding region: 40-648 (202 amino acids)
Biological process (GO): cellular response to amino acid stimulus; positive regulation of TOR signaling
Cellular component (GO): Ragulator complex
Molecular function (GO): guanyl-nucleotide exchange factor activity; molecular adaptor activity
Source: RefSeq, a predicted model, not a curated record